GGCUGGAAAGAGGACUCGCGGAGAUCAUCCCUGGACAGGGGGGACACGAAGAAGAAGAAGAAGAAGAAGAAGGGCAGCAGUACUCGCUGAAGCCGGACCCGGGUUCGAAUCCGCCCCACUGCUCUGAGCGCGGCUUCACUUCCCAGGAGAAGAAGCUUCUUCGUCUCGCCUCGCAGAGUCUCUUCCGAAGCCGUUUUUGUUCGCUUCUCGGAGGAUCUCAGAAGUUCUCAGCAGGACACCAUGCGGCGCUUUUUCCUCGCGUCUGUCUUCGCGCUGCUCUGUGGCGCCUGUGGCGCGCGGCGCGGGCAGCGCGAGCACGGCGGCGCGUGGGAGGAGGACACGGGGGUCCCUCUUCGCCUCGACCCCCCGACGGCCCCCGGGGAGGAGAAGGAGGACACCCGGCUCUAUCAGGUGGACGCGUUCGGCACGCGCUUCGUGCUCGAGCUGCGCGCGGACCCCAGCGCCCCGCCUCCCGGGCUCGCGCCGCAACGGUGCCUCUUCUCGGGCUCUGUGAACCGGGACCCCCGCUCCGCCGCCGCGCUGCACGUGUGUGACGGGCUCAGGGGGGGCUUCCGGCUGGGCGGGGACGACUACCUGAUCGAACCCAGGACGGUGGGGGGGCGGAGCGACACGCACGUGGUCCGCAGGAGGAGGAGGGCGCACCUGAGUGUCAAAACAUGCGGAGUCCGGGAGGAGGAGGAAGAGCAGAGGGCACCAGGCGGCUCCCCCUUCGCCAGCGCUUCCCCCCCAGGGAGGCGCCUCUCCCGCCGCUCCGUCUCCGCCCCGCGCUUCGUGGAGAUGCUGCUGGUGGCCGACGAGUCCAUGGUCCGUUUCCACGGCGAGCAGCUGCGCUCCUACCUGCUGACGCUGGUCGCCAUGGCGUCGCGAUUCUACCGCCACCCGUCGGUGCGCAACUCCAUCAGCCUGUCGGUGGCGAAGGUGCUGGUGCUGCCGGAGGGCCAGCAGGACCUGAACGUGACGUCCAACGCAGCCCUGAUGCUGCGCACCUUCUGCCAGUGGCAGCAGCAGCACAACCCAGCGAGCGACCGGAACCCGGAGCACUACGACACGGCCAUGCUCUUCACCAGACAGGACCUGUGUGGGUCUCACUCAUGCAACACACUGGGAAUGGCUGAAGUGGGAACCAUCUGUGACCCCAAGAGGAGCUGCGGCAUCAUUCAAGACGAUGGUCUGCAGGCCGGAUUCACUCUGGCUCAUGAGCUUGGGCACGUGCUCAACAUGAUGCACGACGACUCGGCGCACUGCACUGGUAUGAACAGGGUUCCGCACACCUCGCACAUGAUGGCGCCCAUCCUGUCGAACCUGGACCAGCAGCAGCCGUGGUCACCCUGCAGCGCCCUCACGGUCACCUCCUUCCUGGACAGCGGUCACGGCCAGUGUCUGCUGGAUAGACCGCAGGCGCCGCAGCCACUGCCCAAAGCUCUGCCGGGCACAAUGUACGACGCCGAGCGCCAGUGCCAGCUCAGCUUCGGCAAAGGCUCCCGCCACUGCGCAGACCUGGGCGCCGCGUGCGCUGUGCUCUGGUGCACCGUGCCGGGAGACGGCGACCGCAACCAGCUCAUGUGCCAGACCAAGAACUUCCCCUGGGCGGACGGCACCCCCUGCGGCAACGACGGCCGCUGCCUCUCCGGCCGCUGCCUCAGCGACAGGCAGGCCGCCGGCUACAAGACCCCUGUGAACGGCCGCUGGGGUGCCUGGGGUGCCUGGGGGGACUGCUCGCGCUCCUGCGGCGGAGGGGUGCAGUACUCCUUGCGGGAGUGCGACAACCCCACGCCCCGCAACGGGGGCAAGUACUGCGAAGGCAAGAGGAUGCGCUACCGCUCGUGUAACACGCUGCCCUGCCCAAUCGGCACCGGCCUGUCCUUCCGGGAGGAGCAGUGUCUUGCGCACAACGUCAUGUCCUCCACAUCGCCAUUAAUUCCCGGCUCCGGGGUCGAGUGGGUGCCCAAAUACGCCGGCGUCCCCCCGAAGGACCGCUGCAAACUCAUGUGCCGCGCCAAAGGGACAGGCUACUACCUUGUCCUCAACUCCAAGGUGAUGGAUGGAACCCCCUGCAGCCCCGACAGCACCUCGGUGUGCGUUCAAGGCCAGUGUGUAAAGGCCGGUUGUGACCGGGUCAUCGGCUCCGGCCGCAGGUUGGACAGGUGCGGAGUCUGCGGAGGGGACGGAUCCACAUGCGAGAAGGUGUCUGGGCAGAUGGAGCGAGCCAGGCUCGGCUACCAGGACGUGGUCACAGUCCCGGCGGGAGCCACGGAGCUGGAUGUCAAGCAGCGCUCGGAAGCAGGGAAUCGCCCUGACAACAGCUUCCUCGCCGUCCGACGCCAGGACGGCACCUACCUGCUGAACGGCGAGUACCGGCUGGCGCUGCACGAGACGGACGUGACCCUCCAGGGGGCGUUGCUGCGCUACAGCGGCUCGUCAGCUGCCCUCGAACGUCUCCGCAUCUUGGCACCGCUACCCGAACCGCUCACCAUCCAGGUGCUGUCCGUCGGAGACUCGCCACGCCCCCGCAUCAGGUACAGCUAUUUUGCUCCGCUGCCAGCAGGGCGCCGCUCCUCCGCCAACGCCAUCGGGGGGGUGGGCGGGGCGGAGUGGGUGCUGCGCGAAUGGGGCGCCUGCUCACGCAGCUGCGGGGGCGGGGAGCAGAGGCGUGACAUUCUCUGCCUGGACUCUCGCGGCCGUCCGAGCUCAGAGUGCCCUGCCGAGCUACGCCCACCCCUCGCCCGGCCCUGCGCCGCCCAGCCCUGCCCUUCCUGGAGCUUGGGGGCAUGGUCUCCGUGUUCGGCAAGUUGUGGGCGGGGCUUUCGCAGGCGAGCGCUACAGUGCCUCAGCUAUGACGGCCGGUCCCUCGACCACGGGAGCUGCGACGCCAAGAGGCGACCCCAACCCCUGCUAGCCCUCUGCAGCCUGGGCUCCUGUUAGAGGGCCCCACCCACUGUAGGCGGAGUUUGCCCAGGCGCCAGAAAAGGAAGACGACCAGUGUCUCCUGUCCGAGACUGUGCACCAUGGACUCUGAGAAGAGCCGCAAGGCCUAUGAGGAGGACGUUCACGUGUCAGUCUGGCGCUCAAGGGACAACUUGCGAGACAUGAUGCUUCUGGAAACGCUUCACUUUGCACAUCAAAGGACAGUGUGGGACAGGAGAGUAGAUGUCUAUGUCUGUGUCCUGGACAGUUGGACAAGGACCAUGUUUAAACAUGCUCCUUUAUUGGUGUGUGUGUGUGUGUGUGUGUGU
Messenger RNA from Scleropages formosus (Asian bonytongue), 3254 nucleotides. RefSeq names its product A disintegrin and metalloproteinase with thrombospondin motifs 1-like. The transcript has 9 exons. Gene Ontology annotation, biological process: extracellular matrix organization; proteolysis. Gene Ontology annotation, cellular component: extracellular matrix. Gene Ontology annotation, molecular function: metalloendopeptidase activity. The coding region runs from base 241 to 2943 and encodes 900 amino acids. NCBI's taxonomy places the organism in Eukaryota, Metazoa, Chordata, Actinopteri, Osteoglossiformes, Osteoglossidae. The record is from RefSeq and is a predicted model, not a curated record.